CAGGACCACAACACAAGUGAACAGGUAACCGUUUCCGAUAUGAGAUUUGACCGUUGCUUCUAUACCAGUGAACGUACGGAUUAUCAUUCAAAUCUUACUACUUUCGUUGACUAUUGACUUUUUUAGCAGCUUCAGUUUCGUUCGUUCAUUUCCCUCCUAAUCCAACGUCUCACAUUCACCCAAAAAUCAAAUUCCAAAUCACAACAACAUAACAACACUCUUUGCGUUCUUCUUCCUGCUAAGGACAUGUUUGGUUAGCAACAAAAAACGAUUCACAGAAAUGCCGGUUUCCACUCGAUCUAAAAUCACAACGGAAAUCGACUUAACCUCAACAAUGCAGCAGCAGCAGCAUCAACAACAGAGACUCAGAAACCCUCACCAUGGCCUCAAAGAAAAACUCAAAACCCUCACUCUCUUAUACGAACAACAAAAACAAGCUUCUUCAUCUUUCAAGAACAACAACACCGCCAUGCGAGACAAAAACUCAAUCACAAUGCCAAAUUCAACCGUCACUAAAACCUUCGUUUUACCUCAACCACCUCCUUCAAACAACAACAACGAACACGACGCUAAAGAAAAUCAAAAUCUCAUGCUAGGACCCGAUCGAAUUGUUGGAUUUUCGUAUCCAAGAAAGGUUACAACAACAACAUCAGCAAUUAGGGUUCCGGUUUCGAAUUCUGCCACCGUUGCUCGGAAACUGUCGAUGGCGGCUCCGGCGAAAGGGAACGGUGGUGAAGAGUUAGGGAAAUGUGAGAGUAGGAUUAUGGUGUUCGUUAGGGUUAGACCAAUGAACAAGAAGGAAAAAGAAGCUGGUUCACGGUGCUGCGUUAGAAUCGUUAAUCGCCGUGACGUUUAUUUGACGGAGUCUGCAAAUGAAAACGAUUACCUUAGACUCAAUAGGGUUAAGGGACGCCACUUUACCUUUGAUGCUUCGUUUACUGAUUCUGCAUCUCAGCAACAAGUUUAUUCCACCACAACCUCGGAACUUCUGGAAGCUGUUCUGCAGGGGAGGAAUGGAUCAGUUUUCUGUUAUGGUGCCACGGGAGCUGGAAAAACCUACACAAUGCUUGGCACUGUAGAGAGUCCAGGUGUGAUGGUUUUGGCUAUUAAGGAUCUUUUCAGUAAAAUCAGACAGAGAAGUUGUGAUGGAAGCCAUGUGGUUCAUCUCUCCUAUCUUGAGGUUUACAAUGAGACUGUCAGGGAUUUGCUUUGCCCUGGAAGGCCUCUGGUUCUUAGAGAAGAUAAACAGGGGAUUGUGGCUGCGGGUCUUACACAAUACAGAGCUUCUUCUGCAGAUGAGGUGAUGGCACUGCUCCAACAAGGAAAUCAGAACCGAACCACAGAACCAACUCGUGCAAAUGAAACAUCUUCUCGUUCCCAUGCAAUUUUGCAGGUUGGGGUUGAAUACCGAGUUAGAGAUGCUGCAACAAUGAGUAUUGUUAACCGAGUAGGCAAGCUCUCCUUAAUUGAUCUUGCAGGGUCAGAGAGAGCUCUUGCCACGGAUCAAAGAACGCUUAGAUCUCUUGAGGGUGCCAAUAUAAACCGGUCUCUUCUUGCACUCAGCAGCUGCAUCAAUGCUCUUGUAGAAGGCAAGAAACACAUACCGUAUCGAAAUUCAAAACUCACUCAACUUCUCAAAGAUUCACUAGGAGGAACCUGCAACACUGUCAUGAUUGCAAACAUUAGCCCAAGUAGCCUCUCAUUUGGUGAAACUCAAAACACCGUUCACUGGGCUGAUAGAGCCAAAGAGAUUCGGCUAAAGGUAAGCGAUGCCGAUGAGGAUCAAUUGCUAAUGCCUGAGACAGAAACUGAUCAGGCCAAGCUGGUACUUGAGCUGCAAAAGGAGAAUCGUGAACUCAGAAUGCAGCUAGCACGGCAACAACAGAAGCUAUUGACUCUAGAAGCACAGGCCUUAGCUUCACAUUCCUCUCCAACACCACCACCUUCUGCUGCAACUCUUACUACUCCAAUUUCUGCCCAACCAAGUGAAAAACGAAGGACUAAAUCUUCAUUCUUGGCUGGAACUUGUUUCACUCCGGAAUCCAAGAAGAAAGGAGCUGAGCUAGCUGUGAAGACACUACAGCGAACAGUGAAAGCACUAGAGGCUGAGAUAGAGAGAAUGAAGAAAGAUCAUAACUUGCAGCUAAAGCAGAAAGACGACCUCAUUUGCGAGCUUUCUCAAAAGGGUGGAAAACAAGCAUCAACAACUGGGGAAGUGGGGAAAAGAGUGGCAACCAGGGCUUCUAACCUAAAGGAAAAGGAGCCAAACAAUGGUGAAUCAAAGAGUAAUCAUCGUCUUCGAUCACCAGCUCCAACUGCCAAGAAACGGAGUUUUUGGGACAUAACCACAAAUAAUAGUCCAUCAGUUACUACGUUAAAUGGGAGAAAAACUAGAAGUCACAUCCUUUCAGAACCUACAGCACCUCCUCCAUCCAUGCUACUUCAGCCUGGUUUUGCUCGUCAAAAAGCCAAUAGCUAGAGUGUGAUAUAUGAAGGAGUGUGAUACAGGGAAGCUCAGUAUUAUAUACAGAUUAUUGCAGCUUGAUAAAGUACCUCCUUUUUGGCCUUUUAUUCAUCUGCUCAAAGGAUAAUAGUACAGUCAGCUGCAAACCCAAGUGCCGUUUGCAUGAUUCUUCAUUCACCACCGCUUUCAUUUUAUCAGGCUAUUGAAGCUUUUGGGGAAAACUCCAAAAUGUUUAUUAUAGAUGUACAUUCAUUGAUUGAUUUUUACUGACAUAGAUAGAUGCAUUGUUAUCUGUUACAGACAUCAGAAAGCCGGAUGCCAUCCAUGGGUAUGUAAAUUUGUGAUUGCCUUGAUAUAUAUUGCCAUGCACUUACAUUAUAAUAACA
Molecule: messenger RNA, 2850 nt
Organism: Cicer arietinum (chickpea)
Lineage: Eukaryota; Viridiplantae; Streptophyta; Magnoliopsida; Fabales; Fabaceae
Product: kinesin-like protein KIN-8A
Biological process (GO): microtubule-based movement
Molecular function (GO): ATP binding; microtubule motor activity; microtubule binding
Source: RefSeq, a predicted model, not a curated record